AAAACUCACGCGGAAAAGGCGCUCUCUUCAGUUUUGCCAUGAACGCAAAAAAGCGAUACUGACCAUAUACGGUAGUUACCAAACGCAUAUCCGCAAUUUUAUUGCUUUGUGAGGAUGAUCACUGGAACAGGAGGAGAUGGCAUCUCUUUUGGUAAUCAUCGCGGGAUAACUAUCUAGUCCUAUUCCUGUUGACCUCGUGUAGUCAUAUCUACGUCUUCACGUCAGAUCUAGAUCAAGAGUCAGAAAAUGGCGCUCUAAAAAUAGCCGCACACGUCACUGCGCUAAUCAGUUAUAGUACUAGUAACUCCAUGAGGAAGAAAUUGCCAUUCUCUCUCUUUUCCAAAUAAACUGUGCCCCGUGCCAUUUCUCGCUAUCUUUGUUACCUUACAUUUAGCGCCCUCAGAUGUUGUGCCGCGCCAAAAACUAUAAGGACAGUCGUUAAUUAUCGCUGUCUCCUUUCGCGUGGCUGUUACAGUAAUCACAGGGGAUCGAUCUUUGCUGCAUAUGGCGGAAUGAUGUCUCUUCCUCCUGCCAUCAUUAUACAGUCUUCCCCGUGCCACCACCCCGCGCAUCUCAUGGUAUCGCCCGGGAUCGCGCGCCUCGCUACCUGUGAACGCCGGGCAUUUCCAUUUGAAUACCUGCGCCGGGAUAGGUACAGGUAGACUAGAGGCCACAACCCGGAAAAGAACAGAGGCAAAAGCCCGUGCCCAAGCUCCGUGUACAGCAGGGAUCCUGUCACGUUGCACAGUGUGAGUGUGUGUAUGAUGACGCAGCGUUCCGUGCUCGCCACCUUCUGAGGUUAGGGUCAUUUCACUUUCAGAUCCGUCGGGUCCCAGGUGGCACCGAGGAAGACUUCCCUCUCCAGGGCACCUUACGGACCGCGCGUUUGUCUGUCUAGCUCACGGGGACUCCGGUAGCGGUGUCAGGUCGUACCAGGUGUGCCACACGCUACCUUAUAGCGCAUGAUGAAGGGGCAAGUGGACCUACCGCUGAUGAAGCCAAACCACGGGCUACCGCGGGGCCUGAACCCGGUCCUGGGUCUGCCAAUGUCGCCGCCAAUGUCACACCAACAGGCCUACGGCGCACCGUACUACAAUACGAGUAUGGAGGCCGUGUGGCACGGCGAGUUCUCCAAGCUCUUCUCGCAGUUCUACCCGCACUUGUGGUACCUCAUCCCGAGCCCAGCUGCACCUAGCCCCCGCUGGUACCGUUUCAGGGACUCCGCCAAGGUCCGCUUCUCUUGUCAGCAAUGCGGCAAUGGCUGGACGUCCAUGAAGGGGCGGGUGAUCUUCUGGUACUACCUGAACCCGCAGGGCGUGCCGGUUCCUGAGGGCUAUCUGCACUUCAAGUUGUACGGGCAGCAGUGCAAGAGGUGUAAGAACGGUCGGUUCGAGAUGGCCAUGUGGUAUCCGGAAGAGGUGGUCAAGGUGCUAGGGAACGUGUACAACCGCGUGGGGCAGACGUACUACGGCUUCUACCAGCCGCCCCUCAGACAGGACCGCCGGCCGGGUAAGCCUCGCACCCAGCACAACGCCGAACUGUGCCAGGCCUGUAAGGACGGCGAGUGCACCAACGCGCACUAGAGCGGCGGCGCCCCGGAGGUGUCUGCCACACCAGGCUAUCCAUGCGUAGCCAUACGUUUUUAUACACACUGUGAUCAAUCACGAGGGCAGGUGAAACUAUAAUAUCAUUGGUUGAUUCCAAUGCCAAACCGACCAAUAGAAUUACAGAUUAGAAAACUACUCCGGCUUUACUAGCUGUCCCUUAUACUAGAUGUUUGAGCUGGGCUCUCUUUGCUUACAGUCUCUUGGCGAGUACUUUUAUCUCGACUUAACUGAAGAUUAUUGGUGAUAAAGGUUUGGGUGUGGGAUAGUUAUGCUGUAAUACAACUCUAGUAUGAUAUAGGAUGGACGUACCCCAAUUUUUACUGUAUUUCCUACCAACCUCAAGUUGAUUAGACAUACGCUUUACCAUUUCAUAUGAACGCAUGGCUAGCUGGCCUCCGAUUGGACAUCAGCUAUUGGUUGUUAGCUAUGAGCUAUUGGUAGGCAAAGUUUGACUAGCUGUCUAUUGGAUGUCAGCUCGAGGUGACAGCCAAUGGCUAUCAUCAUUUGGGUGUCAGUUACGAACUGUCACCCUAUUGGUUACCAGCUAUUGGCUAUCAUCUCAUUGGAUAUCCGCUUCGCGAAGCAUCGCAUUGGUUGUUACCUAUUCGCUAUCAUUCUAGCUUACAUGCAAGGCAUCAACCGCCAUCUUUAAAUAUUUGGGACAUUUGGGUAUUUUUGCUGUAGUGAGAAUUACCAACUAUUCACGAAAACAACCAUUUGGUCGUUUUAUCGCUUAAAUCUCAGCGUAGUGUGAUUCUUUGUUGGUCGGUAAGGCACUGUGUUUGUAUGUAUAUAUCUAUAUCUAUAACUAAGGGAGGGGUAUACCACAGCGCUCCCUCUGUCCUCAUCAAAAUGCCACUCGUGCCACUGACACGAUUCCACGGUGUUCCGUAGCCUCACGGUUGAAACUUUUCCUUUUUGAAUUUUAGUGAUUUGACUUAAUAAGUUGUUAAAUCGUGUGCAAAAAAAAUAUAAAGAACGUCUGUUGUCCAUUUCGUUUGGACUUGACCAUUUGCAUAUAUUCAUGCGAAUAUGUGAUGUUAUGAAAAUCCUAGAUAUUGAUAUAGCGCAUGCGCAAAAGAACACAGCGCGCGCAAUCGGUUGAGCCCAAACAAAUGGACACAAGUCAGUGACAAUGUCUUGAACUGAAGCGAAAUGGUUGGCGAAGCCACAAAGUUGGUGGUUGAGACUAAGCGAGCUUCUCAAUUGAUAAUUACGUGAAAAUGUUAUAUUUCUACGUUUGUGAUUUUUAAAACUGACACGCAUUUUGCAAUGUAGGGUGAUUUUUAGCAUUGGGGCUGAGGGCAUAGUUCUAACACUCAUAAAGCAAUGUCAAUGGUAUAUAAGCUUGUAUUGUAAGGGCGGACGCUGUAGGAAAGGGGUAAUGUCCAAAGGUUUAAGAACCAUGGUCUGCCUUGUCAUUUCAAAUGAGAUAUGAAUUAAAUAUAUCGUGUGUAGUAUUUACAGUAUUAUGAUUUAGGCCAUGUUGACUCGAUUACAUGGAUGACAUCCUCUGGGGACCCCAAAGUUGAUGCGAGCGUGCGAAAUAAAACUAGUAUAAACGAAAUAAAAGUUUGGCAAAAACGCUAUGACAUCUAAGUGGUUAGGAAGGUUGAACAUAUGACUAAACACAGAGUAUGUUUUACCGAACAAUAGAGUUUUCAUUUUCGUUCUUUCACUUUGGCUUUGGCAUAUCCCUUUC
Molecule: messenger RNA, 3309 nt
Organism: Branchiostoma floridae (Florida lancelet)
Lineage: Eukaryota; Metazoa; Chordata; Leptocardii; Amphioxiformes; Branchiostomatidae
Product: receptor-transporting protein 4-like
Exons: 4
Coding region: 963-1583 (206 amino acids)
Biological process (GO): protein targeting to membrane; protein insertion into membrane
Molecular function (GO): olfactory receptor binding
Source: RefSeq, a predicted model, not a curated record